Molecule: messenger RNA, 231 nt
Organism: Menidia menidia (Atlantic silverside)
Lineage: Eukaryota; Metazoa; Chordata; Actinopteri; Atheriniformes; Atherinopsidae
Source: the annotation of a GenBank genome assembly
AUGAGUGGAUUCCUGGACUACCACAGCUACGUGGUGCGCGGCUCGGUGCGGGACAACCCGGCGCUGGAGCGCUCGGUCAUGAUGUGCAACGGCGUGUCCCAGUGGGUCCAGCUCAUGAUCCUCAGCAGACACACGGCCCAGCAGAGGGCCCAGGUCUUCACCAAGUUCAUCCACGUGGCCCAGAGACCAAAAAAGACAAACAAAAAGACCAAAAACGGACAAAAAGAGUGA